This is a messenger RNA of Athene cunicularia (burrowing owl), 2027 nucleotides long. It is a transcript of the gene SEC13, whose product is annotated as SEC13 homolog, nuclear pore and COPII coat complex component. Gene Ontology annotation, biological process: protein import into nucleus; positive regulation of TOR signaling; COPII-coated vesicle budding. Gene Ontology annotation, molecular function: protein binding; structural molecule activity. NCBI's taxonomy places the organism in Eukaryota, Metazoa, Chordata, Aves, Strigiformes, Strigidae. The transcript has 10 exons. The record is from RefSeq and is a predicted model, not a curated record. Gene Ontology annotation, cellular component: nuclear pore outer ring; COPII vesicle coat. The coding region runs from base 1 to 1302 and encodes 433 amino acids.
AUGCUAGAAAAAAUCAUGGUCUGGGACCAGGGCCCGACACCCAGACCGAGGGAGACGGGGGCGGCUCUGCCCCUCAGCGUCAACCAGACGCAGCCUAUUUCUGAUUCUGCAAGAGCUACGCAGCUGCACCUGCAGUUCCACGUCUGCGUGCACAGGCCGAGCGGAGCCUCCCGCAGCAACGCGCCCGGGGAAGCGGGGCAGCCUUGGCGGGCAGCUGGCGGGGCUCACGGCGGACCCGCGGCCGCCGCCUCCUCCUGCGCCCGGGAGGGGCCGCGGGGCCGGGCCGGGGCUCCCCGGGCAGGCCGCGAUGUGCUUGUUCUUGUGUCUCCUCCCGCCCCGCAGGUCUCGGUCAUUAACACCGUGGACACCUCUCACGAGGACAUGAUCCACGAUGCUCAGAUGGAUUACUACGGCACUCGGUUAGCGACCUGCUCUUCAGACAGAUCCGUGAAAAUCUUUGAUGUUCGGAACGGAGGGCAAAUCCUCAUUGCGGACCUGAGAGGGCAUGAAGGUCCCGUGUGGCAGGUUGCCUGGGCUCAUCCGAUGUAUGGAAAUAUCUUGGCUUCCUGUUCCUACGACAGGAAGGUUAUUAUCUGGAAGGAAGAAAACGGCACUUGGGAGAAGACGUAUGAGUACACAGGGCAUGAUUCCUCAGUGAAUUCUGUCUGCUGGGCUCCACAUGACUACGGGUUGAUCCUGGCCUGCGGGAGCUCUGAUGGGGCCAUUUCGUUACUGAGCUACACGGGGGACGGGCAGUGGGAAGUCAAAAAGAUCAGCAAUGCACAUACGAUUGGAUGUAAUGCAGUUAGCUGGGCUCCUGCUGUUGUACCAGGAAGCCUCAUAGAACAACCGUCCGGGCAAAAACCAAACUACAUCAAAAGAUUUGCAUCUGGUGGCUGUGACAACCUUGUCAAGAUCUGGAAGGAAGAGGAUGGUCAGUGGAAGGAAGAGCAGAAGCUGGAGGCUCACAGCGACUGGGUUCGAGAUGUAGCCUGGGCUCCAUCCAUAGGUUUGCCAACAAGUACCAUUGCGAGCUGCUCCCAGGACGGCAGAGUGUUUAUCUGGACAUGUGACGAUGCCUCUGGGAACUCGUGGUCGCCAAAGUUGCUGCACAAGUUCAAUGAUGUGGUCUGGCAUGUCAGUUGGUCCAUUACUGCAAAUAUUCUCGCAGUGUCCGGAGGAGACAAUAAAGUGACGCUGUGGAAGGAGUCUGUGGACGGCCUGUGGGCGUGCAUCAGCGACGUCAACAAGGGCCAGGGCGGGGUGUCUGCCCUUCCCGAGGGGCAGCAGAACGAGCAGUGAGCCCCCCGGAGUGCGCCAGCCGCCGAGCCAUCGCUGCGCCUGAUCCGCGACGUGUCGUGGGCAGGAUGAGAGUGGAUCUUACCUAAACUGGACAUGGACGUGGGAAACAAUCAUCCAAUUUUGUGGGCACUCUAGAGAUAUUGCUGGGAGGUUACAAUAUGUUGGUAAUCAGCCUUAAUUGACAUUCCCUUAAAUUUAAGGUAAAGAGCAGAGCAAAGUACUGUGCCUUAUACUACUCCUUGAUGCUGCAGAAAUUGUACCCUGCUUUUCUGGUCUAGGGAUCAGAUUUAAUUGGAUUAUGCUGUGGUCAGACUUGAGGAGGAAGAGGAGGCGGCUGUGCAAGUGGUGGGGUGUGAACUCCUUUGUGCAAGGGGCCAAGCGCUCUGCCCCCUCCCAGGCCAGGACUGUUUCACCUGAGGGGAGGGGCUGGUGGAGUUUCCAGGAGUAGCUGAUGGCAGGCUCACCCUUCUGGGAGUGGUGAAGUGGUGCUUAGAUCUUCCUGAAAAUAAUGUGCUGGGAUAGGUGAAAGUCUCUGUGCUUUCCCAAAAGGAGUAGUGGAAUGCAUAUGUCUUUUGCUUUACAGUAAUCUCAAACUUGGUUAUUGAACACCAGUAAAUCAAACCAUAAUUGCAAGAAAUUUUUUUUGGUAGCCACACUUCUGUACUGUACUUCAGGGUUUUCUUUUUUUGUUGAGGUAUCAACAGAAUAAAGUCCUCUUGGUUAGC